This is a messenger RNA of Ectocarpus siliculosus, 2378 nucleotides long. The record is from the annotation of a GenBank genome assembly. NCBI's taxonomy places the organism in Eukaryota, Phaeophyceae, Ectocarpales, Ectocarpaceae.
AUGGAGACGAGGGAUGUGGUGGAUGCUCUUGAGAUGGCGGCCAAGGACAACAAGGUCAGGGGCGUCUUGGGCAGGUUCAGCUACCGCAGCUGGGGAGGAGGAUACUUGGCUUGCGUUCAAGAGGUCCGCGAUGCCGUCACUCGCUUUCGCGAGGCCGGCAGUGAUGCUUCUGCUACCGCUGGUGAAGGAGCAGAGGCGGACGGGCGGCAGCGGAAGAGGUUUACUAUCGCGGUAGCAGAUACCUUCGGGGAAGGCGGUCCGGCCGUUGGCGAGUACUUCUUGGCCUCCGCAUUCGAGAAGGUUCUGGUGCAAAAGACUGGCUACGUGGGUCUUACCGGGAGCGGUGGCCAAAAGCUGUUUUUCAGGGGAUUCUUGGACAAGUACGGCAUUAAGCCCGAGGUCUUCGCUCGCGAGGAGUACAAGAGCGCCGCGGAGAGUCUGGUCAGGAAGGCGUAUAGCCCGCACGAGCGAGAAGCGAUGACGUCCCUUCUCACGUCCAUGCUCGACGACGUUGCGGACGGCGUCGCGGCGUCCCGGGGUUUCAAGGACCGGAAGGAUGUGUACGCCAUCAUGCACGACUGUCCCCUCCCGGCGACGCUUGCCCUGUCGGCUAACCUCAUCGACGGAAUCAUGUAUGAAGAUGAUGUGGAGAGCAUGGUGAAGGCGGGGUUCAAGAAGCAGACGGCAGACGCGGAGAACGAUGCCACCGCUGGAGAGAAAAUCGAGUUGCUCAAGACUUCGGUCGAUGAAUCUGAGGACAACGUCCUGUCCACCUUCGCCGAUUCAGAGGAAAGCAAGUACACGCGGGUCUCCAUGCGCGACUACAUCGAAAAGAUGCGGAAAGACAGGGCAUCCGAGGGCGUGCUCGAUACCAACAUGCUCCCCGAUUCUGCGAAGGGUGCCAAGAAUCCUGCUCCCAAGAAUGUGGCUCUUGUCAACGCAAACGGGGCGAUCACGAGGUUCGCAGACCCUGGUGUAGGCCCGGGCUCGACUGAACAAGCCACCAGCAGCGCACUUUGCAAGCGCCUCCAAGAAGUCAUCGAUGACCCUUCCAUUGGCGCCGUUGUGCUGAGGGUGGAUUCGCCAGGUGGCUCUGCAGUUGCGAGCGACUCAAUCGCCGCUGCAGUUCGUCGCGUCAGACUGGCAGGAAAGCCGGUGGUUUGUUCUAUGGGAGAUCUCGCUGCUAGCGGAGGUUACAUGAUAGCAGCUGCAUGCGACACGAUUGUGGCACAGCCGACCACGAUCACGGGGUCAAUCGGUGUCAUCGCGGCUAAAUUGUCCGUCCAGAGGUUGCUGAAAGCCUGGGGCAUCCAAGUCGACAGCAUCGAGCUAUCGGAGAAUCACCUCGCAUUUUCUCCUCUCCAGGAGUUCAGCCCUCAACAGCGAAGCUUGAUGGAGAAGCGGGUGGGGGAGAUCUACGAAGAUUUCGUGGGUGGCGUCGCGGCUGGCCGAAACAUGUCCGUCGACGAGGUUCUUAAGGUGGCGAAAGGGAGGGUGUGGACGGGGCGACAAGCGCUUGACAGAGGCCUGGUCGACGAGCUUGGAGGCCUCAACAUUGCCAUUGCCAUCGCCAAGAAAGCAGGGGGUCUCCCGGAGGAUGCGCGCGUAGUCGAGGCGGAGCGGAGGUCGCUUGUCCAGGCCGCCACAGUAUUUAUUUCGGGGGGAGGAGACUCCGUGACCGAGUCGACCGGUGGCGUGCGCAGCGCGAUCUUCGCUCUGGCGUAUGCAAUCGUCGGCGUGGACGCAAUGGAAGCGUUAUUUUCUACAUUAUCACUCCUCGCAUCGGCCAACGAUCUUGCUAAGGGGAAGAUGCCGAACGAGAGGGUCAGGGCCGGCCAAGGCGACCUCGAGAUAGAUGUGGAGGCCGUGUUUGAAUAGUUAAGAACGGGAAGUUAUUUUUUUCGUGUUCUUUUCCGUGUUCGUUUUGGUGCGGACUUCCACGUAACCACGUUGCCCCAUUCCUAUAGCAGCAACCAUGUCACCAACUAGCCCAGCAUGAGAACGUAGAAAUAGUUUGGGCAACCUUGGGGGAGUGGGGUGGUUCUCGUUUGUGUUGCAGUGCGGGAGAAUGGUGCCUGGUUCUUUUUGGUUGAUCGCAUUCUAUUUGUAGCUUUGUCGUGUAGCAGACGGAUUGAAACCGCAUGGACCGAUGGUAUGUGUUUCACAGUCUAACCGUUUGUCUUAUCCCACUACAGUAUUUCACUGUUUCCAUAGUGAGAUCGGACUUUGUGUUUCGUGCAGAGCAUAUUUUGAAAUGGGAUGAAGAACAACUUUGGCAGUACGAACCCUGUUUGUGUGAUCAUGACCGGGUCCUUAAGGGGGGGAAGAAGACCAAUUUUGUUGUUGACGAAUUUUGAAAACAAACGCAAGAGGUCCAG